This is a messenger RNA of Otolemur garnettii (small-eared galago), 445 nucleotides long. Its product is annotated as trefoil factor 3. Bases 4 to 246 code for a protein of 80 amino acids. The record is from RefSeq and is a predicted model, not a curated record. Gene Ontology annotation, biological process: maintenance of gastrointestinal epithelium. Lineage: Eukaryota; Metazoa; Chordata; Mammalia; Primates; Galagidae. The transcript is spliced from 3 exons.
ACCAUGGAGGCCAGAGCUCUCUGCCUGCUGCUGCUGGCCCUGGCCUUGGUGCCCUCCAGCUGGGCGGAGGCCUAUGUUGGCCUGUCGGCAAACCAGUGCGCGGUUCCGGCCAAGGACAGAGUGGACUGUGGCUACCCCGAGGUCACCCCCGAGCAGUGUAACAACAGGGGCUGCUGCUUUGACUCCAGCAUCCCGGAGGUGCCCUGGUGCUUCAAGCCUUUGCAGGAAACAGAAUGCACGUUCUGAAGCGCCACCCGCUGCCCCAGCGCCUUGGAUGGAUCUAAGACUCUGCGGACCUGAGGCUUUGCGCUCUGGGCGCCCUGCCCACCUUCCUGCCUUUCUGCCCCUCUCCCGGCAGGGCUUCUGCUGGAAGUUGAUGUCUGGGGCCUGAUGCCUUAAAGAAUAAAGAUCCCGUGCUCGGCACGAGGACGGCUCUUCUUCCUGA